Gasterosteus aculeatus aculeatus (three-spined stickleback) is the source of this 3102-nucleotide messenger RNA. RefSeq names its product finTRIM family, member 82 (gene ftr82). Gene Ontology annotation, molecular function: zinc ion binding; protein binding. Lineage: Eukaryota; Metazoa; Chordata; Actinopteri; Perciformes; Gasterosteidae. The record is from RefSeq and is a predicted model, not a curated record.
GGGGGAGGACCUUGUCUGCUUUCAAUCAAUAACCUCUGGAAUUCAGAAAUACAAGUAGGUCCUGUCUCUGGCAGGCGGCACCACACUCUUGAGGGCGGGACCCUGGGCUCAUUCGACGGAAUCUGAACCUGCGCCUUGGCACUCUGCAUUUGUUGCUGCAGCCCUGACUCUUUUUUGGAGCCUAUCGCGAUGGCCGACCACACGUCUCCAGAUUAUUUCAGCUGUUCCCUGUGUGUGAACCUGCUGAAGGACCCCGUGGCUAUCCCCUGUGGCCACAGCUUCUGUAUGGACUGCAUCAGUGGCUACUGGAAUGAGGCUGACUACACGGGGAUUUACAUUUGCCCUCAGUGUAAAAUCACAUUCACCCAGAGGCCCGUGCUGCGGCCCAACGCCACCCUGAACAUGGUGGCUGAGAAGAUAAGGAAGAGCGGCCUCAACCUCAACACGUCCCAGGGGAACAUCUACGCCGGACAGAACGACGUCCCCUGUGACUUCUGCUCCGGGAAGAAAUUAAAGGCUGUGAAGUCCUGUCUUAACUGUCUGGCCUCCUACUGCGAGAAGCACCUGAAGCCACACUACGAGUCGGCUACUUUCAAGCGGCACAAGCUGGUGGACGAGCUGGGAAACCUGGACAGGAAGAUCUGCCCGCAGCACCAGAAGUCCCUGGAGCUCUUCUGUCGCACAGACCAGAUGUGUAUCUGUGCUAUCUGCACAGUCAGUGAACACAGGGGCCAUGACAUUGUCUCUGCUGAUGCAGAGAGGGGAGAGAAACAGAAACUUCUGGGACUCUCCCAAGCUGAGAUUAAACAAAAAUGCCAGGAGAGGGUGAAGGAACUGGAUGAGCUGAAGACUGCUGUGGAUUCAUUGAAGAACUCGGCCCAAAGAGCCAUGGUGGAGAGCCAGAAGAUGUUCGAGGAGAUGAUCCGCUCCAUUGAGAGGAUGAGGUCAGAGGUGACCAAGCUGAUUGGCAUCAACGAGAAGGCUGCUUUCAACCAGGCCGAGGCUUUGAUCGAGCGGCUGGAACAAGAGAUAGAUGAACUGAAAAAAAAGGAGUCUGGCCUCAAGCAGCUUUACAGCACUGACGACCACAUCCACUUUUUGCAGAACUUCAACUACCUGUGCACCCCUACCGAUGACGGCUUCAUACCCAGAGUGACGGUGAACCCUGACUUCUCUUUUGGCUCUGUCAGGAAAGCUGUGGCCGAGAUCAAAGACCGCCUGGAGGAGUUUGGGAAAGAGGAGCUGCUGAAGAUCUCCAAGUCAGUGAAUGAGGUCCCAGUUUACACCACAGAAAGUCGAACAUUGGACAGAAGGAGCAGAGGCAAAGACAUGGUGGACAACGCUCCCCCUUUUCAUCCAGAGCCAAAGGCCCGAGCAGAUUUUGUGAAAUACUUCUGCCAGUUAAAACUGGACCCGAGCACAGCCUACAAGGAGCUGUACGUCUCUGACAAAGACAGAAAAGUGAUCCGCACCAGAGACCUGCAGCCCUACGGAGACAACCCAGAGAGAUUUGACAGCUUUGCUCAGGUGCUGUGUCGAGAGGCCCUGUCCGGAGGCCGCUUCUACUGGGAGAUCGAGUGGAGUGGGGAGUUCUCCAUCGGGGUGGCCUACAGGAGCAUCAGCCGGAAGGGCAAAGGCUCGCUGUGUCUGCUGGGCUACAACGACAAAUCCUGGAGUCUGCUCUGCUCCGACUCGGGCUACUCCGCCUGGCACAACCGGGUGGACAAAGCCGUCAGCGGGCCCCACUCCCCCAGGAUAGGCGUGUACCUGGACCACGCUGCGGGCGUGCUGGCAUUCUACAGCAUAGGCAACUCCAUGAGUCUCCUGCACAGGUUUGAGACCACAUUCGUCGAGCCCCUCUAUCCAGGCUUCGGAGUUGGAACCUCAGUCAAGAUCUGCAAUGUCAAGUGAACCCCCUGAUAUUUCAGCUCUUAUUUUGAAAUUUCCUAUCAUCCAUGUGUUUUUCGUUAUAUACCGCAGUGCUUUUGGAAUAUAUAUAUAUAUAUUUUUGCUAUAUUGUCAGACUGUACCAAACCACAUUGAAGUUAUAUGGCUUUGUUUUUGUUACUGUACGCAUCACAUGAUACAUUUUUGAAAUAUAAUCACUACUUAAUUACAGAAGAACAACAUAAAGUAUAAGCAGAACUAGUGUAUAACGUUAUGUCAGUAUCAUAUUUUUAGAUGUACCCAUAAUACUUCAUUAAGGGUGCAGCAUAUCACAAGCGAUGAUUUGAUUUGAGGUCAUGAUGGACAUUUUAUUCCAUUGUUGGCAGCAUUGCAUACGUCUAUUAAAGUAUAUUGCACCCUUGUAAUUAUUACCUGUAUGAGUAAUACAGUAAUAUAGUAACAUUUGCUUUGGUGCAACUGGAUUUGUAGUAUUAUGGUUUAAAUACAUUCAGAGAAAUAUUUCAUGAUCAAUUCACUUAUUCAUGUCAUUUUUUUAUAUUAUCGGAGUGGUGAGAGUCAUUACGUUUUUUUCACUUAGACUAACCCUUGUUUAAUUUAUUGUAUGUUUACUUAAUGGACAACUUAAUUGAUACCACAAAAGACUUGUUUUGGAAUAAUUACUCAUUGUUGCUCUAAAUAAAGAGCUAAAUGAAUUAAUUUUUGGUGCUCAAUAUUUAUCUAUUCCUACCCAAGAAUAUAUAAAGACAAGAUGGUAUCAUAUCUAUAUUGAGAAAUGAAUGGUCUAACAGAUUAGAAAUGUUUUUGGAUAUAAAAGAAGUCUACUUUUCUUUUCUGUGCAAAGGAAUUUCACAACCUGCAUCAGGGCAGAUUUAAUUUGCCCGUUUCAAGUAUUUAACUGGUAUGUUAAAGAACAAAUUAACAGGCCACCGGCUCAGAAACAUCACAGCACUCCUGAACAUUGCUGAUACCAACGGCUCCCUCUGUUGUUUGAAAACGGGAACUGAACUGUAAUGACCACUGUUACGGUGGGUAUAAUCAUUAACUGGAUCAAGUUAGUCAAGCGUCAUGUGACUGCAUAUGGUCAAAUGUGCUUUAUACAACAGCAAAAACUUGUUAAAAAAUGGGGACAUUUAGGCUUUCGAAAAUGACAAUGGGACAUCACUACUGUAUUACAAUAAAUCAUAUCAAAAACCA